Humulus lupulus (European hop) is the source of this 2146-nucleotide messenger RNA. Its product is annotated as gluconokinase-like. Bases 1312 to 1866 code for a protein of 184 amino acids. The transcript is spliced from 7 exons. The record is from RefSeq and is a predicted model, not a curated record. Gene Ontology annotation, cellular component: cytoplasm. Lineage: Eukaryota; Viridiplantae; Streptophyta; Magnoliopsida; Rosales; Cannabaceae. Gene Ontology annotation, molecular function: gluconokinase activity.
CCUUAAGACUUACACCAUUCUUGUGGAUUCUCUCUAUCUUUUAGGAAAAGUUGAUGAUGCUCUGUGUUACUUUGAGGAACUAAAGCAGAGUGGUCUUAGUCUUAAUAUAGUUUGUUAUAAACUUUUGAUUAAUGCACUUGGAAGAUCACUGAGGGUAGAAGAAGCUUUAUCACUCUACAAUGAAAUGCUGAGCAGAGGAAUUUGUCCUGAUCGUUACACAUACAACUCACUAAUACUCAGUCUUGGGAUUGCGGGAAUGGUGGAGCAAGCAGUUUGUUUGUAUGAAGAACUACAGCUUAAGGGUUUUGAAGCUGAUGUUUUCACCUACAAUGCUCUCAUUCGAGCCUACAUCACGUCAGGGAAUACAGAUCAUGCUUUUGCAGUUUACAAGAAAAUGAUAGUUGUUGGCUGCGGCCCGAAUGUGGGAACGUUUGUACAACUUUCUAAUCAAACUCCCAGUAUUUUUUCAUAAGACCAUCUUAGAAAAGUUUUUUCCCUUGAGGUGUCCUUUCGUUGCUCGCAUAACUGAUGCAGAGGUAAAUGAACUUUUUGGUGGAUAAACUACAGCUCAAUUUAUGCAGAGUCAAUGGAGAGAUCCAAGAGUUGGAAGUCUUCCGUCUGCUGAGUUUAUCUGAGAGAGUUGUGGCUAUGUCAUUGGACAAUGACUAUUUCUCAAGACAUGGUGGCUGGGGAUUGCCUUUAAUGGUGGUUGGCGAGUAGACACGGUUUGCCCAUUGCUGUACAGUUGAGAAUCUAUUUGCCUAUUUCCCAAGGGUGUUUUUAUACUUUUUCCUCUUGGUUAUUACAUCAAGGAUUAUAGCAGCUAUGGCCAUUAUUUGUGGUAUAUUUUCUUAACUAAGCCAUUGUUGUUAUUGUUGGUUUGAACAUUAUACAGAAUGAAGAUAAAUGAUUGCUAAUCAAGCUGCUUGUUAUGAGAUCUCUCUCUCUAUUAUUGUACUGCAAAGAUGCAUCCCUUGCAGGAAGUGGAAAAAAGAAAUAGUGGAUGCAAGAGUUGUUAUUUUUAUUUUCUUGUACUUAAAAAUUUCAACUUUGGCUAGGCUUCCUCAAAUUUUCAGUUUUAAAGCUUGAAGAAAUAAACAUGGCUCUGAUAUGCAUCCCUUUCUUUGUUACAUUAUUUACUUAGUAGAGAAAUGUGCUGUGCACAACUGUAUUAUAUAGUAUAUUAGUUAUAUUAUAUUAUGUGGAUAAUAUUAAAGUGAGUUUGAUUGACCUAUUUAUUUAUUGGGUGCCCAUCAUCACAUAUGAAAUUGGAGUUGAAACAGAGGCGGCGGGGCUUAGUUUUGACCAUUUAUGGCUUCACCAUCCCAUUUCCAAGAAAUUGCUAUAGUUCUUAUGGGAGUCAGUGGAGCCGGAAAAUCUACAAUAGGCGAGAUGCUGGCAAAGAAGACAAAUUUCAUCUUCAUUGAUGCAGAUGAUUUCCAUCCCAAUUCAAACAAAGAAAAGAUGAAGAAUGGGAUCCCUCUUUCAGAAGAAGAUAGAGUCCCAUGGCUUGAAACACUUCGAAAUGUCUUAAGACAAUGUUUAGAAGAUAAGAAAAGCGUAAUUCUCGGUUGUUCGGCGCUGCAAAAGCAAUAUAGGGAGAUUCUUAGAUCGGCUGAUCCGAACUAUGUGCCACAAAGCUAUGUCAGCAGCACUGUCAAGUUUGUUCUGUUGGAUGCUACGGCUGAGGUGCUUGCGGCACGGUUAGAGAAGAGAGCUGCCCAAGGAAAGCAUUUCAUGCCCUCUACCCUUUUAAAAUCACAGUUGGAGUUGCUUCAGAUUGAUGAUUUUGAGAGUAUAUCAAAGGUAGAUGCCACUCUCACCCCUCAAAUUAUUGUAGAUACCAUUCAAACACUCAUAUUAUGAAGAGAUUAAUUUCUUUAACUUGGAGAAAUAACUGUGUUUGGUAUUGAUAUGGAUUGUUCAACAGUGCAAGGAAUCUUACCAUUACAUAUUGACCAUUGUGGUAGUAUUUUCUGCAUCAUAUAUAUCUUGAUUUUCAUAUUUAAACAAUAAUACUUGGGUCCAAUAUCUUAUGAGCAAGUAUUUAUUAGAGUUGUUGAGUUUAUUUUGUUCUUCAUUUAGAAGGCAACAAAACUAAAUUACGAUACUCUGCAAUAGCCCAAAUUGGAAAGAUAUUCCUAUA